Molecule: messenger RNA, 2564 nt
Organism: Peromyscus maniculatus bairdii (prairie deer mouse)
Lineage: Eukaryota; Metazoa; Chordata; Mammalia; Rodentia; Cricetidae
Gene: Pbld
Product: phenazine biosynthesis like protein domain containing
Biological process (GO): biosynthetic process
Cellular component (GO): cytoplasm
Molecular function (GO): isomerase activity
Source: RefSeq, a predicted model, not a curated record
CUCUUUACAGCAGAGUCUGAGUUCUUUGUAUUUUAAAAGCCCAUUAAGGAAGGAUCUGCUUUUUCUAGGUGGCAUGGGCACUGCUGCAAGCUCACUUCCAAACCCAGGGUGUCUUUUUCCUUUUUAACCCAUAUUCAAUGAAAAACUACCGACACAGUUCUGAUUUAAGUACCCGCAAACACCUCCACCAGCACGCGAUUAGGCUAGGCUUUUGUUGUUGUUCAAAACAUCACAGUUCCGACACUUGUUUCCAACAUCCUAGCCAUCAAAUCAAAACGAAUAUAUUUGACUUCCGGCCUUAAUUACAAGUCGACACAAAACAACUCUUGGAGAAUUAACUCCAUAAAACCUUACUGAACUAUCCACCCCGGCCUUUUUAAAAACAGUCCCCCCGUUUCCCCCGGACCCGGCCUUUUUGAAACACACCCACUUGAUCCUAUUCCUAUCGGGUAAGCCGCUCACUUCUCCUGCAAAAUUAAACUCUUGGUAAACAUCUAAUGUAUGUGUGUGUUUGGGGGGGGGGGGUAGACCCUCUGGAGAUGCGUACGUACUCCAUCCGCAGGUCCAAGUCUGGACCCUAAAGGCCGGCUACGCAUCCUCUACCUCCUCCUGGACACCGUCCGUUUACCUAGCUUGCCCUCGAGCCCAGACCCGGGGAGAGAAGGCCACCUCGGCCACCGAGCCGCGCGAUUACAAAGGAGGACCGCGUCCGCCUUUGUCCUGCCUCGGGAGCUGGAGCGCCCCCCGUCUCCGCCGGCGUCUCCUUCCCCCCCACCCCACCAGCUCCCUCCACCUGUCUCACCCCGGCGAUCUGCGUCAGCCGUCACCAAGCAGCCCGGCCAGCCCAGGAAGUGAAGCAGCCUCCCAGCAAGGCAGGGACCUCCCAGACAGAGCUGGCGAGGAAAAUGAAGCUCCCGAUGUUCAUAGUGGAUGCAUUCACGGCAACUGCUUUCCGGGGCAACCCUGCUGCCGUCUGCCUCGUGGAAAAUACAUUGGAUGAAGACUCUCAUCAGCACAUUGCAAGAGAAAUGAAUCUCUCUGAAACGGCUUUUAUCCGAAAACUGCAACCAACCGACAACUUCACACAAAGUUCCCGCUUUGGACUCAGGUGGUUUACUCCGGAGAGCGAGUUCCCGCUGUGUGGCCACGCCACCCUGGCUUCCGCGGCUGUGCUGUUCCAUAAAAUGAAGAACACAAACAACACCCUAACCUUUGUCACUAUGAGUGGGGAACUAAAGGCCAGAAGAGCAGAGGACGGGAUUGUCCUGGACUUUCCUCUCUACCCAACCUCCCCCCAGGACCUCCAUGAAGUAGAAGACUUGAUAAAGGCAGCCAUAGGUGACACCCUGGUCCAGGAUAUCCGGUACUCUCCAGAUACCAAAAACCUCAUGGUCCGGCUCAGCGAUUCUUACAACAGGUCCUUUCUAGAGACCCUGAAGGUGAACACAGAGCCUCUGCCUCGAAUUGAACAGACAGGGAAGGUGAAAGGACUCAUUCUCACUCUCAAAGGAGAGCCUGGGGGGCGGACACCCCAAUAUGACUUCUACUCCCGAUACUUUGCGCCAUGGGUUGGUGUGGCUGAAGACCCGGUAACAGGGUCCACCCACACUAUACUUGGCCCCUACUGGUCUGAGGAGCUGGGCAAGAAAGAGAUGCGAGCCUUCCAGUGUUCCCGCCGAGGAGGGGAACUGGACAUUUCCCUGCGACCUGAUGGCCGAGUUGACCUGAAGGGUGGCGCUGCUAUUGUCUUAGAGGGCACGCUCACAGUCUAGAGACACCUGUGCUGGGCUGUGGCCGCGGCUGAACACGGUGUUUUCUCUACACCAAAAAAGCAAAUCAAACAAGCAAACAGCAAACGCCCAGAGCUUGCUUCAGCGAGCUCACCGACCAGCGCCCUCAACCCUCUUGUGAAGAACAGAAAGGAAGCCAGUUGAUGGAGAGGAGAUGGCGUCUCCAGACUCCUUAGCUGAUGAUGGGCUCAGGCCUCUGCCUGUCUUCAGUGGCCCACAGCAGAGAGUGAUGCUGUCACUUCUUUCGAUUAUGACUGCCAAUCAAAGUGAGAGAUCCAUUGAUAAGGAUCCAGAUGAAAUUUAGAUUUAGGUGUGUACACCCCAUAGAAGUUUUAUAACUGUAUAUAUAAUUUUAAUUUAAAGACAGAGUCGUACUGUAUAACCCUAGCUUGGAAGAACUCUCUAUGUAGACCAGGCUACCCUCCGACUCACAGACAUUUGCCUACCUCUGACUCUCGAGUGGAUUAAUGGUGUGCUCCAUCAUGCCCAGACUCAUAAUCUUUUUAGUAGACCCAAUUGCUCUGUGGAAAUGCAGACCAAACACUAAAGAGAAUAGACUGUAAACUGUUAAGGAGGCCAGGCUAUGGCUGUGGGGAAUUUGGAGUCACAUGACUGUGAAAACAGCAAAGAGAAACAGGUUCGUGUGGGAAGAUUCAGAGGAAUCUUAGUGUCAGUGAGUAACACUCAGGACAAAACCCAGGGAAUUAAGACAAAGUGUGUAUCUGAGUAGAUUAUAUGAUGAUAAAAAUAAACACUGAGAACAGCAUGAUCUUA